Molecule: messenger RNA, 1659 nt
Organism: Ochotona princeps (American pika)
Lineage: Eukaryota; Metazoa; Chordata; Mammalia; Lagomorpha; Ochotonidae
Gene: LACTBL1
Product: lactamase beta like 1
Exons: 6
Coding region: 16-1659 (547 amino acids)
Source: RefSeq, a predicted model, not a curated record
CUGCUGGCUGUGACCAUGACUGGAUGCUUCCUGUGGCAGUAUCAUCUCCCCAAGCUGCCGGCCGGGUCCCCGGCUCUGGAGGUGACCUCUGUCCCCAUGAGGAUGUGUCCCCGGCAUCCUGAGCCCGUGCCUUUGGCCCACCCACUCCCUGUGCUGAAGGAGGCACUGGAGAAGGUGGACGGGAUCCUGCGCCAGGCAAUGGUUGCCCCAGGCCUGGCGGCCAUGUCUGCCGUGGUCAUCCACAAUGACACCGUACUCUGGACUGGGAACUUUGGGAAGAAGAAUGGCUCAGAUCCCACUUCUGGGACCCCCAACGAGUACACCAUGUACCGGAUAUCCAGCAUCUCCAAGAUCUUCCCAGUCCUCAUGCUGUACCGCCUGUGGGAGCAGGGCACCGUGGCCUCCCUGGAUGAUCCCCUGGAACGCUAUGCCAGCACCUUUACCAUUAACAACCCAUGGGACAUGGCAUCAGCAGCCAAGCAGUAUGGCCUGGUGGGUGGGCUGGACGAGGUGGGCCCAGCCCCAAGGCCUUCACCUGUCACCCUCCGGAGGAUGGCCAGUCAGCUGUCAGGACUGCCCAGGAGGCUGCGCGCCACCUCGCUGCUGUGGCAGGGUAGCACUCAGGAGGCUCUGAACAUGCUCAAGGACGACGUGCUGGUGGUGGACCCCGGAACCAGGUGCCAUUACAGCACGCUGGCCUUCUCGCUCUUGGCGCACGUCCUGGCAGCUCACACCCCCCAGGGGGACUACCAGCGCUGGCUCUCGGAGAACAUACUGGAGCCGUUGGGGCUGGUGGACACGGGCUUCGACUUCACACCCCGUGUCCGUGCCCGCCUGGCCGCUGGCUUUUACGGCAGUGGUCGGCCGGCACAGCUCUAUGACCUGGGCUGGUACCGCCCGUCGGGCCAGAUGUACUCCACCGCAGCCGACCUGGCCAAACUGGCCAUAGCGCUCCUGGGCGGCGGGCCCACGCGGCUCCUGCAACCCGAUGUGGCCAAGACGCUGCUGGCGCCGCUGCUGGCGUGCCCGAGCCCCUACUUCGCCAAUGAGACGGGCACGCCCUGGGAGUUCCACAUGCAGCGAGGCUACCGUGUGGUGCGUAAAGACGGCGAUCUGGACGGCUACGCUGCCACCUUCUCGCUCGUGCCCCUGCUGCACCUGGGCUUCGUGCUGUUGCUGGCAGGACCGCGGCCGCCGGGACCCGACCUGGUGACCCAGGCCUACGACGUGCUCUUGCCAGCCAUGGAGUCGGCGCUGCGGGAGGCUGAGCACAGCCCUGCCCCGCCGCCCAGCGCGCGCCCUUUCGCCGGCUACUUCACCUUUGCCAACUUAACCUUCUACGAGGUGCGCGCGGGAUCCAUGGGAGAGCUGCGCCUGCGCCAGUUCGGGCCCCGCGUGGAGGUGCUGGUGCCACCCGAGUUCCGCACGCUGACACUACGCCACGUGCGCGGCCGAGUCUUCCAGCUGCAUGUGGCCCGCGAGUUUCCGUGCGCGCUGCCGCUUGGCGACGCGUGGCUCUCCCUGGAGGCCCAGCAUGGGCAGCUGGUCAACUUCUAUCCUCUGGACGGGCACGGGUUGUCUCCCGGCUUCGAUGUGCCAGGCCUCAACACGUACCGGGUGCUGCGGCUGCAGCAGAAGCCCGUCUUCAAGGCCCAGUGA